Molecule: messenger RNA, 6896 nt
Organism: Haliotis rufescens (red abalone)
Lineage: Eukaryota; Metazoa; Mollusca; Gastropoda; Lepetellida; Haliotidae
Product: misshapen-like kinase 1
Exons: 35
Coding region: 249-3530 (1093 amino acids)
Biological process (GO): protein phosphorylation
Molecular function (GO): MAP kinase kinase kinase kinase activity; ATP binding
Source: RefSeq, a predicted model, not a curated record
ACGUCCCAGCAUGCAUUGCGCCGCACUCUCAGCUGAGUGUAUACGCCAAAUAUAUCUUGAUAUGUGUGUUUCCUCCUCGAAUUGACGGAUUAUUAACAGAGUAGCAUCAUUGCAAUUGACUGUAGUCGAGAUAUGUGUAGUUGAUUGUUUGUUUCUAGGAACUUUCCGGUGCGUGGAGCCAUAUUCUGAGGGAUAUACCGCUCGAGACAGGGAGGAAACCGUGUUCUCAUGCUGAUUGAGAGUCCAAAAUGGCGACCACAUCGUCAGUAAAUGUCAGUUUGGACGACAUAGAUCUUACCAGUUUACGGGAACCUGCGGGGAUAUUUGAUUUGAUUGAAGUGGUUGGAAACGGUACUUAUGGCCAAGUUUACAAGGGUCGCCACACAAAAACUGGACAGCUGGCAGCCAUUAAGGUUAUGAAUGUGACCGAGGAGGAGGAAGAAGAGAUCAAACUGGAAAUCAAUGUGCUCAAAAAAUAUUCCCAUCACCGGAAUAUUGCAACUUACUAUGGUGCUUUUAUCAAGAAGGGGCCUCCAGGGAAAGAUGACCAGCUGUGGCUUGUCAUGGAAUUCUGUGGUGCUGGCUCAGUGACAGAUUUAGUCAAAGCAACAAAGGGCAACUGUCUGAAGGAAGAAUGGAUUGCCUACAUUGCCAGGGAGAUUCUGCGGGGCCUAGCCCACCUCCAUCAAAACAGAGUCAUCCACAGGGAUAUCAAAGGCCAAAAUGUUUUAUUAACAGACAACGCAGAAGUCAAAUUAGUUGACUUUGGUGUUAGUGCUCAGCUAGACAAGACAAUAGGGAGGAGAAACACGUUCAUAGGAACUCCUUACUGGAUGGCGCCAGAAGUUAUAGCUUGUGAUGAAAACCCAGAUGCUACCUAUGAUAAUAGGAGUGAUCUGUGGUCUUUAGGCAUCACAGCAAUAGAAAUGGCUGAAGGAAAGCCACCACUCUGUGAUAUGCAUCCUAUGAGAGCUCUGUUUCUUAUACCCAGAAAUCCACCGCCUAGGCUCAAAAACCCUACAAAAUGGUCCAGCAAAUUUCACAACUUUGUAGAAUCGUGCUUGAUCAAGGACUACACCCAGCGACCUAACACGGAACAGCUUUUGAAGCAUCCGUUCAUCCGUGAUCAGCCGACAGAGAGGCAGGUCCGCAUACAGCUCAAAGAUCACAUAGACAGGCAUAAAAAGAACAAGAAGGGUGAUGACCACGACACAGAGUAUGAGUAUGAAGGUAGUGACAAUGAUGAAGAUGAGGACAACACAAUGCCUGGAGAGCCAAGCUCAAUCCUCCAAAUCCCGGGCGAGUCCACCCUAAAACGUAACUUCCAGCAGAUCCAAGAGAGGGAGGCUCGGGGCAAUCAGCAGUCGCGCCAUGCCCACGCCCACCACCACCAACAGCAGCAACAGCAGCAGCAGCGUCAACAUGACCGCCGCAGCCAACAUGGACAGCGUCCACACUCUGGCCACGGACAGCGUGUUCCAUCUAGUCAGUACAUCCCACCCUCACAGCCCCACGGCGGACAUGAACCACCGAAACAGUUCCCUUUCCAGUCCAGGCCAAUCGUUAUGCCAGACCCUAAGAAUCCAAGCUCCAGCGCUGGGCAAGCUAUGCAACUCGACCAUCCUAUCAGCCGUCCCUCCGGCAUGUUUGGUGGACCUGUCAAUAAACCAGAGAAUGACCAAGAGGACCUGGAGAGACUGGCUGCACAUCUCAGUAAAAUGGGUGCUGAGGAACGUCAGGCCCGAACUGUCAUCGUUGAGGAUGAUGCCAGUGAUGAGGACGAGGAUGAUGAAGAUGACGACAUCAAUCGUGAUGGCACCUUGCCUGCCUCAGAACCUGCCAGACCUCUAAUGCAUUCAAGUCUAGUCAGCAGCUACUCGGUUCCACCCGGUGGCUUCUCAGUGGACACAGGAGAGACCCAGUCUUCCAUGGUUAUACAUGAAGACAUGCCACCACCCCGCGUGCCAAACAUUGACUCGGGACACAAUCUGAGCAAAGUCAACGAGGAUGAUGGAGAGAACACCCUGGUCGCCAGACGGAUUCUAUUUCAGGUGACGUCUGACAAGAACAAAUCAGAGCCUGCUUUCGAUGGAGACAAGUACCGCCGCGAUGGGCAGCGCAGCAGCGCCAAACCACCCCAUGCACAGCAGCAUAUUCACAGAACAGCUUCCAACUCAUCAGCUCCUGGUGCCCUCGGGAUGCAGUCACCGCGGCACAGUCAGAAUGUUUUACCCGAUCUCCUUCCCCCACGCACACCCCCACAGCCAAGGUCCCCUCCCACCCCACAGCGACCCCAAGACAAGUCAACAUCUGACGAGUAUCGGCAGGCGGUGAGUAAACAGGCCGGUGGCAUGAAACACCAGCGCUCCUUCUCCGCCUUCGGGUUUGGAGCUGGUGGCUCAACUGUCGGUUCUGUCUCCUCACAGCAGAGUCGAAGAGGGUCUCAGAUCAACGUGAACGUCACACCAUCCCAGACUACCGAGGCCACAGGGGACACCCCAGAGAUCCGGAAGUACAAGAAGAGGUUCGGCUCGGACAUCUUGUGUGCUGCAUUAUGGGGAGUCAAUCUGUUGAUUGGAACAGAAAAUGGCUUGAUGCUGCUGGACAGAAGUGGACAAGGAAAAGUGUACACAUUGAUAUCCCGGCGCCGGUUCCAGCAAAUGGAGGUCCUUGAGGGACAGAACAUUUUGGUGACCAUCUCCGGGAAGAAAAACAAGAUCCGUGUCUAUUAUUUAUCCUGGCUCAAGAGCAAGAUCUUCAAGACAGAGGGGAGUGACAAGAAGAAUGGCUGGGUGAAUGUUGGUGAAUUAGAAGGAUGUGUGCAUUUCAAAAUUGUAAAAUAUGAGAGAAUAAAGUUUCUUGUGAUAGCAUUGCAAGAUAGUAUAGAGAUCUAUGCAUGGGCACCCAAGCCCUACCACAAGUUUAUGGCCUUCAAGUCUUUCCCCGAGCUGGCUUACAAACCUCUGCUGGUAGAUCUGACUGUUGAAGAAGGCUUGAGGUUAAAGGUUAUCUACGGCUCCAAUCAGGGCUUCCAUGCCAUUGACCUUGACACCUCACAGAACUUUGACCUGUACAUUCCGUCACAUCUCCGUGUUAACAACGACGUAACGCCUCAUGGCGGUAGCGUCACAUUUUACAUUAAUCAGACUCAAGGUCCAAUCACGCCUCACACAAUUGUCAUUCUCCCCAACACCAAUGGUUUACAGCUGCUUCUUUGCUAUGACAAUGAGGGAGUCUACGUGGACACAAAUGGGAAGAUUACCAAGAACGUGGUGCUACAGUGGGGGGAGCUACCAACCUCUGUUGCAUACAUCAGCACAGGUCAAAUAAUGGGCUGGGGGAACAAAGCCAUAGAGAUCCGUUCAGCUGAAACUGGACAUCUGGAUGGAGUUUUCAUGCAUAAGAAAGCUCAGAAACUCAAAUUCCUCUGUGAAAGAAAUGAUAAGGUGUUUUUCUCUUCCGUUCGGUCAGGAUCAUCUUGUCAGAUCUACUUCAUGACCUUGAGCAAGCCUGGCCUUGCAAACUGGUGAUGUGAACAAACCCAAUAGCAACAGGUGCUGUCCUUAGCAAAGAUAGAGGUGCCCAAAGACAGCUGCACAAGAAUACUCAGCCAAGUCACUCAGUGGCAUCUGUUGCAGCUCAAGUCCUUUCAGAUGUUGUAAAAGAUAACCCUUUGGUAAUGACCUAGUCUCUGGCAAUAAAUGUCAUGGAAUUAAUACAUAGAUGGUAUGGAGGUAAAUUUAACUAUUCAUCAAGGACAAGUUGUGACAGUUACCAUGAAUAACAGGAAUCUUGAGCUAAAUAUUUUAGAUGAGUGGUCUAUUAGCCAUGGAGAAAACUUAAAGGAAAGUGUUAAACUGAAAUAAAUUCUUUGUAAGACUUUUUUUUGGAAAAUUGUUACUGUUAAAAUUAUCAUGGGAUUAACUGAAAAGCAUGAAAGUGCUUUUUUAAUUCAGCAAUCAACCAAUAUCUGCGAUAGGAAUGUCCUUUUUGUAACUUUUGCUUUCUUUCCAUUCUUUGAGGUUUACUGGACUUGAUAUAUCUUAACACAAUAUUGUUAAAGAAGCAAUUCUCCUCUUUGUCUUGUGUAUUCAGCAAUAGGCAAUGUACAGAUAGUUCCCUCUUUUUACCCCCUUUCCGUGUUUACUUAUGCAUUCAUCAGUUAACAGUUAACAGUGUCACCAUCUGGAAGUAGAGGGUACUGGCAUCCAUUCCAGUUGUGCUAUGGGCUUGUUCCACUAUGAAUAAUGUAUAACAUUAUCUGUGUAAUACCUUGCAAUCUUAUACGAAGUGUAUACGUACGAUCUUGCUUUUGGUACAACAAUACUGGUGCUUUCAGUCCAUAAGUCUGUAUUUUAGUUCAUACUUUUAGUUUCUAGUCAUAAUGAGCUAAAGAGUAACAUUCAUCUUAUUGUAGUUAGAAUCAGUCCUUUGUGGGCUUUGUACACUUGACAUUAUCCAUUAAACUACUUCAAAAUAUUUUAUUGUAAAAUAAUGAAAUCAUGAAUAUCACAGCUAUCACACUUUUGUACAAAUGUAUUAUUAACUAAAUAAGUUAUUCUUACAUUGGAUGCAUAUGUUCUGAGUAAUGAAAACUAAGAGAGGAAUGAAAACUGAAUAAGCUAGUCUAGGGGAUCUGAAGAUGGACUUGCGUUAAUAGGCAAGCCUAAGCAUAUUCUUACUGUUCCCACUACUCUGUGAAGAGAAGUCCAUCUUUGAUACAACUGACUGUUUAUUUUUGUAAAUAUUAUUCCUUUUAUUUGUAAUAGAUCUCAAUCUGCUAAUUAAGGAAUGCUCUUUUCCCCAGUAUUUGAGCUGUUUUAUGUCUUAAUUUCUUGGGUUAUCUUCCUGAAAACUUUGUAAAAACUGUGCCAUAUAUUCGCUUCUGAAAAUGUUGUAAUAUAGUUUCACACACAACUAAUCUGCUUACAUUGAUACUGAAGGGAAAGAGUUAAGGGUAAUAUGUUCUUGAAAGAAGGUUGAGAAAAAGGUUGUUCUCAUAUUUGAGGAAGUGUAUGGACAGUGUUAUGUUGAUAUGUCCUCAAUGCAAAAAUAGUUUAAUCCUUUGUUUUUAUUUAUCUUAUCAGUUUAAAGUUAGAUGUCCAAGGAAUAGGAUCAUGACAUUAUCGUGUAGCAUGGAGAAUAUGUAGCCCACUGAUGAUCUUGUAAGUUGCUUCCCUGAGUGCAUGGGUGAAUCAUCAAUUAAUACUUCCACUUGCUUUCUGCUGCUAAGUGUCAAAGAUCACAACAUCUAGCUCACCAUUUUAUACUCCAUGUAUAUAUUCAUAAUACUUAGACAUGUAUUUGCUUGUCUUUAAAGAAGCACAGACAAUAUCUGUACGAACUGAUACUAUAUUUCAAAUUGUUUUGGUAUUAUUAAUGAUGACUCUAAUGGAAUUUCAUGGAAUUCAAACAUUAAGAACGUUUAAGAGCUGACACCAUACUUUUACAUAAGUGUAAAUAUUGUAAAUAUGAACAUAUGCUUUGUUGAUACAAACUAUAUCAACAAGCCAUCUUUUGUAUUUAUUUUGAGUUAUGUUUCAAAACAUUUUUUGUUUGAAACCAUUACACACACACACACCAAAGAAAUUUACUUGAAGUAGCAAACUUGUUAUCAUAUGGAAAUUUAAGAUCUGAACUUUGGUAAAUAUCUGUUGACAGAUUACCUUUUUGAAAACAGGCUGAGGUGUAAAUUGUACCAGAAAUGUAAACAUUUUGAAUACCAAUCUAAAACUGUUAUCUGUGACAAGCUGCCAUUGGAAACUCUUGUAUAUAACCACGUGCUUUGACAUGUACAUAUGUAAUACUGGAUGGCGCAAGGAGGAGGAGAACUUCAGCCCAUAACAAAAGCAUCUUUCUGUAUUUGUUGCGUUCAUACAUGACUAUAUCAUAUUUUGUAUUUCUACGUCUUGUAUAGAUUUUUGUACGUGUGUUUUGUAUUUAUGAUUCUGUAAAAAGCAAGCUGUUAGUAGGUACAAAGGCUCUAUUGUGAUACUCUAUGGCUUUUAACAAAGAUAUGUGCAAUCUUUUAUUUUCUUUUAAAGAGCUGAAAAUAUCAAGCCCUCUCACCUGUCAUGGAAAAUCAUCAUUUGUAGUCAAAUGUUCUAUUUUCCGGCUAGUGAUGUUUGUUAUUGUCUUCAUGUCAUGAAAAAAGGAUGGCUUAGUUCAAUGUCUUCCAUGUAGUGUUGAAAUAUGUAGCUUUGAAUUUGGAGAUUAUUGGUCCUUUAGUUGUAAGAUGAAUUUUAUCUAAAUUCCUGUAAGACAUUUAUUUGUCUUGAAAUUAUGAGAAGGGACUUUUGAUCGUGUGAAUACAAUAUGAAUCAACUACACCUAUACAUUAGAUGCAGCAUGUGCCAAUACAGGACAUGUACAGACAUUAUGAGACAUGGAGACUGGCCUAAGUUUGCUAUAUUCUUAACCUUGCUGGCCUAGAAAUAAACAGCAUUAUUGUCAAUUUCAGCUGGUGAAUGUACUGCAGCUGAGUAUAAGGUUAUGCAACAAGCACCAAAAGAUGUGUAUUUCACUAGCAGUUGUCUCUCCAACUCAAACUGUGCCUUUAUCAUUUCAUUUCUACAUUUUACCCACAAUUUUCCACUUUAUAGUAUGUGAUGUUCAUUUCAUACUGAAUGUCAUUGACAUGUAUUGGAUGUUCUGUUACAUCACAGGAACUACAAGAGUCUGUGCCUGCCCACUCUUUAAUUGUAGUGGAGUAUUUAAAGUAAUGAGGAUCUAAGUAUCUUUUAUUGACUUAGGGUGGGAGGGAGGUGUUCUGUUACAGCUGAAGUUGGGCUUACUGCAUGAUAUUUAUUUUGGGCUAGCUUUGUAUGAUUUUAUAGAGAUUCACACAGCUUGUCACCCGUGUGUAGAUCAAAAUAAAGCAAAACCAAAUGUAUAAA